AUGUGCUGGGGCCGGGGCAGCUGCCCUUCUCGUGGGUGUGCUCAGCCCAUCCUCUGGACAGAUGGAUGGAAGAUAACAGAGCGUCAGUCCAGUCGCUACCAGUUAGAGGGGGACCUCACGCGGGGGGACGUGUCCCUGACCAUAGUGAAUGCGGCGGAAGCAGACGAAGGGCUGUAUUGCUGCCGUGUGGAGAUCCCCGGUUGGUUCAAUGAUGAGAAGAACCACCUGGAAGUUGUGAUUGAGAGAGUUGUUCCUAAGACCACCAUUCCGUCCUCUUCCGUCACACUAACAUGGCUAUCCAUUUCCAGUUCAGAAGCGCCUCAGGCUUGGAAUGUGUCUACAUCAGUCCAGCCAGUGGCGCGUGAAUCCAGGGGGCCAGGGAUGUACCGAAACAGCAUCGUUCUGUCCUUGCUAGGCCUCCUCGUUUUGGCCUUGUGUAUCUUCACAUGUUAUUUCUGCAAGACACAAAAGCUGGAGAACGUGGCCACUGUGUCCUGAGCCGAGAGCCGGUUUGGCCAGUGGUGUGCAUAGCGUGAGGUGGUGGUCAAGGCGGACGUGGUUUUCCUCGCUUUAUGCAGAAAUAACACAGGAUCGGUUAUCCGGAUGGCUGCAGAGAAUUAUUGUCUCACUUACAAUUCUUCUCAGCUUGAGCAUGCCCUGGGAUGUGAGGAAUCAGAACUUCCUAUUUCUAGACACUAACCAGGCCGUGAGUCCCAGUGUGACUGGAUAGAGGGGUCCAUCUGUCACGAGGAGCAAGAGAGACGAGGGAGUCUCCACUUCACCUGAGCAGGCAGCCUUCAGACUCCAACAGAAGGAAGAGAUUGUCUGCGGAGCGGGGCCAUUGCAUUCAGGUGUUCAUUCAGUGAAUGAAUGUCCUGUCUUGUAUUGUCACAGCAGGCUCUUCUGCAAUGUUCUUGAUGUAACUGUCGCAUGGUCCCAGGAGGAUUAAGCCAUAUAUUGGAGUACCACAAGGGUGGUGUGCACAAGUUACCAGGGACACUAGGGAGCUCCAGCAGAGGUCAUGAGGCCUAUGACAGCUGCAUCUAACAUCCCAAGAUGGGGGUGCUUGCCAGGCCAAACCCAGAGACGGUGCCUUGACCCUGCUCCAACUCUGUGGGCAUGGGCACAUGCAGGGUCUACGGCUGGGGCCAAAGUGGCAGACGGAAGAGUGUCCAGAGAGCGGGUGUGAGGCUCAAGCACCUGUCUGGUUGAGAAACUGUAUUACCCACUAAAGAUGAAAACUGCACCUACUAUGCUGCUCCUGAAAUGUUUGUUCCACUGAGCACGGUGAAUUGUUGUAUGUUCAUGUGCUUAGUUUUAUCCGGCAGCAAAGUUGAGGGAUGCUCAGUGUGAUGGCAAGACACGAGAAGCCAUUCUUCUGCUCUACUCAGCGCUGAUUAGGCCUCAGUUGGAGUGUAGUGUCCAGUUCUGGGCACCACAUUUCAGGAAAGAUGUGGAGAAACUGGAAAAGGUCUA
Messenger RNA from Pelodiscus sinensis (Chinese soft-shelled turtle), 1476 nucleotides. The record is from RefSeq and is a predicted model, not a curated record. Lineage: Eukaryota; Metazoa; Chordata; Testudines; Trionychidae.